AAUUUGACAUUGUCAAAAUUGACGUUUACUUGUAUCAGUUUUAUAGAAUAUUGAUAAACAUUUUCUUGUACAAGAAAAUUUCAUCACUGAGAGUUUUACAAGUAAAUUCAUAAAAAUGGCCGAAACACCGAUGUCUCAACGUCUUACGAACGACGAUUUUCGAAAAUUAUUAAUGACUCCUAGAUCAAAUCCUUCACAUACCCCAGCAGCUCCUGGUUCUGUAAAGGAAGCAAUGAAUAAUCCAAAUUCCAUGCCUCCUCCUAAAAUCGAAGAUAAAUCAGAAGCUCGUCGUAAAAAGAAAAGUUUUUAUGCAAAACUUAAAAAACAGGAGGAUAAUAAAAUGGCAGAACUAGCUGAGAAGUAUCGUGACAGAGCUAGCGAGAGAAGAUCGGGAGUUAAUCCUGAUUACCAAGCAGAUGAUCCUAUCACAACCGCUCAAGCUUAUAGAGCCGUAGCGCCGGAUCUUAAAUCUGGAUAUGAUGCAGCCGAACGAAGAAGGCAAAUGAUUCAAGAAUCAAAAUUCUUGGGAGGAGACAUGGAACAUACUCACUUGGUAAAAGGGCUGGAUUAUGCUUUACUCCAGAAAGUAAGAAGUGAAAUCCAACAAAUCGAAAUGGAACAGGAACAAGAAAUGGAGAGACUUGCUACAAAGACUUUGGAAGAAAAGGAAAAAGAAAGAAAAGAUGCACAGAAGAAGGAGGAAGAAGAAUUGAAAUUUAAAACGAAAAUUGGAAGAUCCAUUUAUUAUACAGUGAAUGUUUUGAAAUCCAGACACAUUGAAAGAUCAGAGUUAUUCAUUCCUGGUAGAAUGGCAUAUGUUAUUGAUUUAGAUGACGAGGCUGAAAGUGAUAUUCCAACUACUUUGAUAAGAUCAGUAGCUGAUAUGCCUUCGUUUGAGCUAACAACUACAGUCACAACAAAUGAUAUAGUUAUAAAUAAAUUGACGCAAAUUUUGAGCUAUUUAAGACAAAGUAACCGUAAAAAUAAGAAAUCAAAGAAAGGUAUGCCUGAAAAUUCUAAAGAUUAUGAUCUAGAAGAGAACGAAGGGAAGAAAAGUCACAAACGUUCCCAUCAAGAUGACUCAAUAUAUGGUGAUAUUGGUGAUUAUGUACCCUCUACAAAAAGCAGUAGACAUCGUGAUCAUGAUAGAAAAAGGCAUGCUUACUUUGAUAAACAUGAUAACGAACCUGUUGAUAAUGCUGCUCCUACAUAUAGAGUGAAUAAAUCAGCUGAAAUCUUGAAUAAAUUGCAACAAGAACCAGAAGGGUAUGCAGAAUGUUAUCCAGGUUUGGAAGAGAUGAACGAUGCAAUAGAUGACAGUGACGACGAAGUAGAUUACUCCAAAAUGGAUCUUGGUAAUAAGAAAGGACCAAUUGUGAGAUGGGACUUUGACACGGCCGAAGAAUAUUCUGAGUAUAUGAAUCAAAAAGAAGCACUACCAAAAGCUGCUUUCCAGUACGGUCUCAAAAUGGCCGAUGGUCGUAGAUCGAGAAAGCAUAAAGACAAGAAUGAAAAAGCUCACCUGGAUAGGGAGUGGCAGAAGAUACAAAAUAUUAUUCAAAAGAAAAAAUAAAUUAUUUACCAGUUAUUAUAAUGAAUUCCUUUAUAUAUAUGAGAUGUAUAUUAGUGUGGAAUAAAGUGCUAACAGUU
Molecule: messenger RNA, 1650 nt
Organism: Diorhabda carinulata
Lineage: Eukaryota; Metazoa; Arthropoda; Insecta; Coleoptera; Chrysomelidae
Gene: beag
Product: protein Red
Exons: 4
Coding region: 116-1573 (485 amino acids)
Biological process (GO): mRNA splicing, via spliceosome
Cellular component (GO): nucleus
Source: RefSeq, a predicted model, not a curated record